Messenger RNA from Striga hermonthica, 5247 nucleotides. The record is from the annotation of a GenBank genome assembly. Lineage: Eukaryota; Viridiplantae; Streptophyta; Magnoliopsida; Lamiales; Orobanchaceae.
AUGUCCCACAAUCAAUCAAGGGGGGAGAGGAGCGAGUCCACGCAGUACAGAAGAACCGGCCGAUCAGUGAGCUCCAAUCAGCAGCGACAGUUCUCAGGCAUCGCCGCCACUAAGGGCGGUGGUGGCUCCUCCGCCCCUACAAACCCUCCGAACCGCAGUUUUAAGAAGUAUAAUAGCAAUGCUCCAGUAGGGCAGCUGAAUGAGAGGAGCCCUAAUCUGGACAAUAGCAAUUUGCCUGCAGCUCGUUCUGUAGAGAAUGGUGCUUACCAACAGCAGCCAACUCAGAGAGUGUCGGAUGCACCAGUCAUCAGUAACACUCCCAAUGUCGAGCCAUUGGAUGCCCCAACUCAAAAUUUCGCUCGAGCUGUUCCUAGAGCUCCAUCAUCUAAUGUUUCCUCUGCAGCUAUACCAUCUAAUGUUUCUGGUGCUAGCUCUGAGUCCGGUGCUCCAAAAACACCAGAGAAAGGAGACUCAUCUAAGUCAUUUCCGCUGCAGUUUGGGUCCAUUAGUCCUGGAUUUAUGAAUGGAAUGCAGAUACCUGCUCGAACAAGCUCCGCACCACCAAAUUUGGAUGAGCAGAGAAAAGCCAAGGCCCGUCAUGAGUCUUUACGAACUGCUCCUGCAGCUCAAGUUCCAUCUGACCCUAAUCAGCACUUGGCGAAAAAGAUUGGUCCACCUAGUACCGGUGAAACUCAGCAAGCUCCCAAACACAAGAGGGAUCCCCAAGUUGUAGCUGGAAAACCUGUCGCUCAAGCUCAGAAGCCUUCCAUGCAUCCUAAUAUGACUGGCAUACCCAUGCAACUGCCUUUUCACCAGCCACAGGUUCCUGUGCAAUUAGGUGGCCCAAACCCACAACUUCAGUCCCAAACCAUGCCGGGGACCUCAUUGCCAAUGCCGAUGCCCUUACCACAUGGCAAUCAACCAUUGCAGCAUUCAAUGUUUGUUCCAGGUCUCCAGCCACACCCUAUGCAGUCCCAAGGAAUGAUGCAUCAGGGUCAGAGCUUCAACUUUUCAUCACAAAUGGGUCCUCAACUACCUCCUCAGAUGGGCAGUAUUGGAAUGAAUAUGCCCCCACAGUUUUCUCCGCAACCUCCUGUAAAAUACAGUGGUUUGCGGAAAACAGUAAAAAUUACUCACCCCGAUACUCAUGAGGAGUUAAAGCUCGACAGUUCACCCAACCCAAGGUUACAUCACAAUGUGCAGUCCCAGACACAGCCUAUUUCCUCAUUUCCUUCUAAUAUGCCUAUGAACUUCUAUCCAAAUUCUUAUAAUGCCUCGUCCAUCUUUUUUCCGCCCACGGCCUCUGUUCCCCUCAGUAACACUCAAGUUCCGUCCACUUCGCAGCCGCCAAGGCUCUAUAACCAGGUAACAGUGAAACCACCCAUUAGCUCCUAUGGGGACAAGGAGCCGCUGCCACCCACAAGUUCAGUUGUUGGAAAGUCAGAAUCUUCAAAAUCUUCAAGGUUACAGGGUGAAGAUCUUCCUAAGGAAGCUAACACUUUGUCAUCGAGCUCUUUGCAACAGGCAAAGCCUAGUUUCAGAGCAUCUCCUGCUUCGGCUGCCUCUGCAGGUCCUGCCAUUACGGAGAGAAAUGGAGCCCACGUUUCAGCCUCUGCACCCAUGGAAGGGUCCACAUCAGCUUCAACAAGCUCCUCUAUGGAUGUUCGAGUCGGAUUGGUUGUGCCUGAUCCUGUCGAAGAUAUGCAUAAAAGAAUAAGCAGUACAGGCCAGCCGGACCAGGUGGGUGGCCUGUCGACCUCUGUGUCAAGUGUGCCUUCUCAACUCCCCAAGGCUGAGGAAAAAUCUAUUUCCUCAGGAUCUAUUGUGGUAUCUGAAGGUAAAGAAUCAAAGCCUCAGACAGUUGGUGAGGAUGAACAAAGAAAUGCCACAUCUGAAGGUUGGAAACAUUGUGACCAUAGCCUGGAAACAUCUUUGAGGUCUAUUUCUUUAGAAAGUCCCAAAAUCACAGGUACAGUGGAGGAGCCCUCUGAUCAAGAGGUUACAACCUCCAGUUCUGAUACUUUGGAAAAAUCACAAGAAGAACAAGAAGGAGAUGAUGUUAAGGUGAAGGUUAACCUGGCUGCACCUACUCACUCAUCAGUUGGUCUGAAUACUGAGAGUGCUGUUUCAGCUAUUCAUUUACCCGUGCGGGAUGAUAUAGAUUAUUCAAAUAAGUCAUUUAGUGUACCUCAAAAGAUUAAUGACCCAGGAGAAAUAUCCGUUGAAAAGUAUUCUGAACAGGAGCCUGCACCGGUUUCAGUUCCAUCUUUUCCCGAGGAUGCUUUGAAAUCUGAAAAUGAAGAAAUUGUCAGUACCAGUGGUCAAUUGGUCUCCCCUUCUCCAUCCAUUUGCAAGGAUAAAGUUGGAACUGAUGCCGAUGUAGCAAAAAGUGCUGUGCCCAGAGGUAAGAAGAAAAAGAAAGAUUUAUAUAAAAAGGCAGAGGCUGCUGGUCCAAGUUCUGAUCUUUAUAUGGCAUACAAGGGUCCCAAGGAAAAGAAAGAAAGUGUAAAUCAGGCAGAGGGCUCAGAAAACUCUUUAAGUGUUGGUGAGAAGCAGAAAUGUACCGAUGUCCCAGAGAACACUGUGCCACUUCAUCAACCUUCUCAGAGUAAAGUUGAGCCAGAUGAUUGGGAAGAUGCUGCUGAAAUCUCUACUCAGUUGGAGACUUCCGAGAAUGAAAAUCAGCAUGAUGUUAGUGACAAUGAAUUAUCAACUAAAAAGUACUCACGGGAUUUCCUACUCAAAUUUGUGGAGCUGUGCACUGAUCUUCCGGAUGGUUUUGUAAUUACGGCCGACAUUGCAGAUUCACUAGUGGUUUCCAGUCUUAAAGCAUUGCGCGAAACACACCCUAGCCCAGUACGUGAUACUGAAAGGCACGGUGGAGGAUCUAGAGUAGAUCGUCGUGCAAGUGGCUUGGGAGAUGAGGAUAAAUGGAGUAAAUAUCCUGGUCCUUUAAUGCCUGGGGUGCAGGGAGAUAUGUGGAUGAACCCUGGGUAUGUAAAUAAUGUUGUUGGCUUUCGACCUGGGCAAGGAGGUAAUUAUGGUGCUCUUCGUAAUCCCCGUGCUCAGGCAGCUGUCCAGUAUGCUGGCGGCAUACUAGCUGGGCCGAUGCAGUUCUUUGGUCCUCAGAGUGGAUUGCAAAGAAAUAAUUCCGAUUCUGAUAGGUGGCAGCGUGCAACUGGAUUUCAGAAGGGAUUGAUGCCGUCUCCUCAUACACCAAUGCAGGUGAUGCACAAAGCUGAAAAGAAGUAUGAGGUGGGUAAGGCUACUGACGAAGAAGAAUUGAAACAGAGGCAGCUCAAGGGCAUCUUGAACAAACUUACCCCUCAGAAUUUCGAAAAACUGUUCCAACAGGUGAAAGAAGUGAAUAUCGACAACGUUAUUACCCUGUCUGGGGUUAUUUCACAGAUUUUUGAUAAAGCCCUGAUGGAGCCCACUUUCUGCGAAAUGUAUGCCAACUUCUGCUUUCACCUGGCUCAAGAUUUACCGGACCUGACUGUGGAGGGUGAAAAAAUUACUUUCAAAAGGUUAUUGUUGAAUAAAUGUCAGGAGGAGUUUGAAAGGGGAGAAAGAGAGGAACAAGAGGCAAAUAAGGUUGAGGAAGAAGGUGAAGUCAAACAGACAGCAGAGGAAAGAGAGGAUAAGAGACUCAAAGCACGAAGACGCAUGUUAGGCAAUAUUAGGCUCAUCGGAGAGCUGUACAAGAAGAGAAUGUUGACCGAGAGAAUAAUGCAUGAGUGCAUCAAUAAGCUGUUGGGCGAGUACCAUAAUCCUGAUGAGGAGAACAUUGAAGCUCUGUGUAAAUUGAUGAGCACAAUAGGGGAGAUGAUUGAUCAUGCAAAAGCGAAGGGACAUAUAGAUGCAUUAUUCAACAUCAUGGCACAGUUAUCCAAUAACAUGAAGCUCUCUUCCCGAGUGAGAUUCAUGCUGAAGGAUGCUAUUGACCUGAGGAAGAACAAGUGGCAGCAGAGGAGGAAAGUGGAAGGCCCAAAAAAGAUCGAGGAGGUGCACAGGGAUGCUGCUCAAGAGCGUCAUGCUCAGACUAGUAGGCUUUCCCGUGCUCCCAGUAUUGGUAAUCCUGCUAGGCGGGGCCCGCCGCCUAUGGAAUUUUCUUCUAGAUCUCCUAGUAUGUUAUCUUCGCCUGGUCCUCAGUUGAGUGGUUUACGUGGUGUACCCCCACAUCUACGUGGAGGUUAUGGGACUCAGGAUGCCAGGGUGAAUGAAAGACAUGCAUCUGAGAAUGCUAGGACCAUGCCCAUUCCUCUGCCCCAAAGAUCCCUUGGUGAUGAUGUUAUUACUCUUGGGCCUCAAGGUGGUCUUGCUAGGGGAAUGGCUUUCAGAGGACAGCCUAAUAUUUCUUUGGCUGAGAUGCCAAAUGCAGGGGAUGCUCGGAGGUUUGGGUCUGGUCAAAAUGGCUUCAGUUCCAUUCCACAAAGGUCAACUUAUGGCCAAAGGGAGGAUGUUGUACCUAAAUAUAUGCCCGACAAUUUUUCUGCUCAAAGUUACGACCAGUCUCAUCCUCAGGAGCGGGAUAUUGCAUUUGGAAAUCGUGAGGUUGGGAAUCCUUAUCGUACCCUUGAUAGAUCUCUUCCUACUUCUCCACGUGCCCGAGGUGGGCAAUUGGUCAGUACUCAAAACUUGUCUUCUGACAAGGUGUGGCCAGAAGAGUAUUUGCGAGAUAAGUCCAUGGCUACUAUUAAAGAAUUCUACAGUGCAAGAGAUGAGAAGGAGGUGGCUUUGUGCAUAAAGGAUUUGAAUACUCCUAGCUUUCAUCCAUCGAUGAUCUCCAUCUGGGUUGCUGAUUCUUUCGAGAGGAAAGACAUGGAGAGAGAUUUGUUGACAAAGCUUCUUAUCAACCUUACGAAACCUCAAGAUGGGAUGAUAAGUGAAGAUCAACUCGUUCAAGGGUUUGUAUCUGUUCUUGAAUUGUUGGAGGAUGCCGUUAAUGACGCCCCUAAAGCAGCGGAGUUCCUCGGCCGCAUUUUUGCCGGAAUUAUAUUGGAAAAUGUAAUUCCACUUUCUACAAUCGAGAAAUUGAUAUACGAAGGUGGAGAAGAACCAGGUCGGCUCGUGGAAAUCGGGCUUGCGGCUGAAGUCCUUGGCAGUAUUUUGGAUAUUAUCAAAUCAGAGAAAGGAGAUUCCGAACUAAACAAGAUUCGCUCGAGCUCUAAGCUGCAGCUGGAAAAGUUCAGGCCUCCAGGCUCCAACAAAGCCUUGAGAAUAGACAAGUUUAUGUUAGGGAUUUAG